CAUUCUCUAUCUCCUUCUCUUGCACCACCUGUUAGUGCAGACCCCUGUGCUUUGGAAUUCACUUGUUUAUGAGGGACUCUUUCAUACUCACACAAUCAAAGCUCUAUGACGGUGCGUAAGGGAAAAAAGCUCACCAUCUCCAUCCAGGAACACAUGGCCAUAGACGUCUGUCCGGGCCCCAUACGACCAAUUAGACAGAUCUCUGCCUAUUUCCCCCGUCUCUCCCCAACCGCUGAGCCCGUCUCUCCGAACCCUGCUUCUCCACUGUCUCUCAGCCCAGGCCUCGGGGCCUCUGGAGGGGCAAGUGGAGGCCUGUUGUCUCCAUUGCAGGCUGGAGCGAGAGGAGGAGGUGGGACUCUGUCCGCAGCCAGCAGCAUCGAGACAUCGGUGGACAUCUGCAGUUCAGACAGUGAUGACAGCACUGCGCUGGGGACGCUAGAGUUCGAACUGAGGUAUGAGAAAGCCACCAGUUCACUCAACUGCACCAUCAUCAGAGCAAAGGGUUUGAAACCCAUGGAUUUUAAUGGCCUGGCUGACCCUUAUGUCAAACUUCAUCUUCUACCAGGAGCAUGCAAGGCCAAUAAACUGAAAACCAAAACAGUACGUAAUUCUCUAAAUCCUGUUUGGAAUGAGACGCUCACUUACGUUGGCAUCACAGAGGAGGAUAUGCACAGGAAGACUCUGAGAUUAUCGGUGUGCGAUGAAGAUAAACUGACUCAUAAUGAGUUUAUUGGAGAGUCCAGAGUGGCCCUACGACGUGUGAAACCGGACCAGACCAAACGUUUCUACACCUGUCUAGAACAUCCACCACCUCUUCCCUCUCCAACAGCAAUGGGAGCAGCGCUGCGAGGGAUCUCCUGUUACCUACGAGAGUGGGAGAAUGAACAAAUGACGAGUUUGGAAGAGAGGGGUCGUUUGCUGCUUUCGCUGCAGUUCCUUCCCCCACCUGCAGAGGGUGAAGGAGAGUCCCGGCGAGGGGGAUUAUGUGUCGGAGUGCUGCGCUGCGCUCAUCUGGCUGCCAUGGAUGUAAAUGGCUUCUCAGAUCCCUAUGUGAAAAUAUACCUGAAGCCAGAUGUGAAGAAGAAAUCCAAACACAAAACGUCAGUGAUUAAAAAGACCCUCAACCCAGAAUUCAACGAGGAGUUUUUCUAUGAGAUCUCUCUAUCUGAGCUGGUUCAUAAGACGCUGGAGGUCACAGUAUGGGACUAUGAUCUGGGAAGAUCUAACGAUUUCAUAGGUGGCGUGUGCCUGAGCUGUCACGUCCAGGGAGAUGCCCUUCGCCACUGGAUGGACUGCCUGAGGAACAAGGGUCAAAGGGUGGAGCGCUGGCACAUUCUGGCCAAUGAGCUGCCUCAGACCACCUGCCACGACUGAGGAGGAAGAAUCCCGCCAGGAAAUCAGUCAUGAUAGGUUAAUGGAUUUGAUUGGUAUGAGGUGGAUAAUUAUAUGAGCUAACUAGGGGCCAAGUAGUUGGGAGUAAAUUACACACUUUGCGCUGUUUAAAGGAGGGUGGAGGAAGAGACUCGGUGUCAGUCAAAGUGUGUUUUUCACCCACUCUCUCUCUCUUUCUCUCUCUUUCUUGCGCGCUGCACGUUUUCUACACAUUUUGUAACGUUGAAGUGAAUUUUACUCUGGUGUAGCACAAUUCUCUUUUUGGAAUAACUGAUUCCCAAUGUAUUUCAAUGUUCAGUGCUUUCGUAACGCUUACAGACUAAGACGCGUCUUAAUGAAACAUGGGGGUGCAUGUCAACUGCCUGCCAUAAACGCAUCGAAACGAUAUACAUGUAUGAUAUCGUCAUGACAACAUGGGAGGGUACUUAAAUGGAUAGUUCACGCAAAAAUGAAAUCGCUAACAUUUACUAAAGGAAGUUAUUUGGACGAAUGUUGGUUGAUGAUACAUCAAUGGCCAUUUUUUUCAUACUAUGAAGCAACCCAGGCUCAUUAUUAAUAUGUAUCCAGGUCUACAUUUCUGGGGACAGCAAAAUACGUCACUGAAGGUAGAUCUGCUUGCAUUUUUGGCUUUUGCAAAUCCACCAGAUGGCACUGUGUAUGCUUUUUGAUAGUCUCAAAUUUCUCUCACGCAUCCUCUUCUCGCAUGAAUCUACUAGAGGGCGCAAUAUACACUUCAGCCAACCAGGUCAGCUUUCUUUUGACUGACUUAUCGAUUGACUGACCGACUGACCCAACCACCCCUGUCCCUAAACCCAACCGAUUGUUUUCAAAAGCAAUCUAGAGAAAGAAAAGCAGUCACGGCCACAUGACUUAAUCACAUUUCAGCCUGUUGUUUCUUUAUUUAUUAUUUAGAUUUUGUCUUAUCUGGUUUAUGAAACUAAUCUUCACUGAACUCGAACCCUGUCAUCGCAGUCAACUAAGCCUCGCAUCCCAAGUCCAUCAGCAUAUACUGGGCGUAUGGGGUAGCACUAGAAAAGCCGUCCAUACAGAGGUCAGCUGCUAGUGCUAAAAUAAACAGAAGCUGUUGACAGCACCAUACCAUCCCAUAGCAUUCAUCUUGAAGACGAAUUGCUGCCAAACGUACCUCUGGCUAAUUCACGCUCUCCAGAAAUAUAGAGAUAGGUACAUAUCGACAAUGAGCCUGUGUUGUAUGGAAAUCAAUGGGUACCAUCAAUCAGCAUUCUCCAAAAUACUUUUUGUGUCCAACAGAAGAAAAAACUUAAAGGGCCUUAUCAGACACCUGCUGCAAUAUGUGUUUUUGGCUAUUUUCAGCCUGGCACAGGUAUUGACCUUUUACACAAAACUGUAUUGACACAAUUAACAGUCAUCAGCACAACCAAGGCUCAUUGUGGAUACAUACCCAGGUCUACAUUUUUGGGGUCAGCGAAAUACGUAACUGCAGGUACGUCUGCUUGCAUUUAUUUUUGCAAAUCUACCAGAUAGCACUGUGUGGGCUUUUUGAUGAUCUCAAAUUUCUCUCACGCAUCCUUUUUUCGAAUAAAUCCACUAGAGGGCACAUUAUACACAUCAGUAGACCAGGCCAGCCUGCUUACAACUAACUUGAGUGAUCUAAUGACUGACUGAUUGGCCCAUCCAUCCCUGUCCCUAAACCCAACCGAUAGUGUUUUCAAAAGCAAUCUAGUCAAAGAAAAGCAGUCACGGCCACAUGAUUUCACCACAUUUUCAGCCUGUUGUUUCUUUAUUUAUUAUUUAGCUUUUGUCAUACCUGGUUUAUGGAACCGUUCUUCGUCGAACUCGAACCCCGUCGUUGCAGUCAACUAAGCCUCCUAUCCCAAGUUCAUCAGCGUAUGCGGCGAGCUUCUGAGUACACUGGUAACACCAGAAAAGCCGUCCAUAUAGAGGUAAGUGGUCACCUGGUACCACUAAAAGAAACAGAAGUCAUUAGCAAUGUCAUAUCACCCCGUAGCGUUCAUUUUAAAGACGAAAUGCAGCCAUACAUACCUCUGGCUACAUGAUUCGUGCUCCAGAAAUGUGGGGGUAUGUAUCCACAAUGAGCUUGUGUUGUAUGGAAGUCAAUGGAGAGCAUCAACUAGCAUUCUUCAAAAAAAAUCUUCUUUUGUGUCCAAAACGCGAGGUGUCUAUGGACAGGACAGUGAAUUUGACGCUGGCUCUCAUCAUCACUCACAAUUUUUUUUUCCUUGUUUUGAAAGUUUUGAUAGCACUAUCUUUGAGUUUUUCUUUUCUUUUUUCAGCAAAUAGGAAUGUAAAUAAACAAUUUGCUAUACUCUCCCAUUCACUGUGCUCUAAGUUUUCCCAAUUAUGACAACUUCCAACAAAAAUGUGAAAGGGUCCAUUAUUUUCAUGACCUGCGCCGUGUUUUAAAAAGCAAAUACAUGUGCACUAAUAUGUGCAACCAUGAGCAUGCUUGUCUGAAAAGGAGGUGUGUUAAGGCGCAUUGUUUGGUUCUUUGCUCUUUUAAGGCCAGGCAUGGACUGGAAAAGUAUAUUUGCCCAGGAUUGGUAAGUGAAGGUGGGGGAAGGUGGUUGGGUGAGAAUAGGGUCAAGCCAGAUUCACAGUGACAGGCCAGAUUGGCCAUCAGGCCAAUGGGAAAUGUCCUAUGGCCAGUCCGCCCCUGUUUGAGGCAACAGAAAUAGACCACACCAUUGACCAACUCAAAGCUGGUCUAUGGUCAAUGGUGUUUUUUUUUUUUACUAUUAUUUUAUUAUUAUUAUUAUUAUUAUUAUUAUUAUUAUUAUUAUUAUUAUUAUUAUUUAAAGAGGGCUUUAAAGAUAGGCACAUUCUACACACAAGUAUGAACCGAAUAACAGAAAUAUCUUUAAAUAUGUAAAAAUGAAAGGAUUAAAAUGUAAAAGAUUAUCAUUGUCUACAGUAUAUAAUAAAUAUAAAAGAAGCUACCUCCACCAUUUUUUCCUUCCUUAAAUUUGCAAAAGUAGAUUCAGACAUGCCCUAAGUGCACUUUAUUUGUGCGUUACGCAUUUAGAUUGUUAAAAUACAGCCCAUAGAGGCUUAAAACCAAACGAGGGCGAGUAAUUUUUGGGUGAACUAUCUCUUUAAGGCCUGGUCCUGUCAGCAUUGUCAGUCAGGAGCAGGUUUGUGUGUACUACUAACAAAUAGCCUCUCCAUUUUGUAGCAUGAUGCAAUGUUUACAUUUUUUUUUUUUACUUUGCACCAACUGUGUUUUCCAAGGUCUGAGAUAUGGCGGUUUAUUCGAUUUCCAGUUGUUCCUAUUCUUUAACACAGGGUUUUAUGGACAUGCUACGAUUUGAUAUUGCAUACGUUAAUUACUCGAUAUAUAUUUUUGGAAUCAAUUGUUUGUAUGUGCCAUAUACUAGGACUAUCCGGAGUGCGUCUGCAUGCGUUCGCGUGUGUGUCGUCUGGUUGUUUUGUACCAAAAAAAAAGUGCUGUAUACUCUUGAGGGUUUGUGGUUUACAUUUAUAUGAAGUGCUUAUGUACAAAUUGAAAAUACAUUUGAAAUGCAUUGCUAUUUAA
This is a messenger RNA of Danio rerio (zebrafish), 4924 nucleotides long. Lineage: Eukaryota; Metazoa; Chordata; Actinopteri; Cypriniformes; Danionidae. The record is from RefSeq and is a predicted model, not a curated record.